AUGCCACAUCACUACAGGUUGAAAAUGGUGGAACCUGCCGGGAAUAUUUCGAGUGUCUUGGGUGUUGUUCUCCAAGUUGGCAAGUGGGUGGCUGCUCCGCUUUGGCGUCAAUUUAAGUACUUGUACAACUACAAUACCAACUUUGACAAUCUCCAAGAAGAAGUUAAUAGGCUGAAGGAUGCGAAAGACAGAGUGGAGCGUAAGGUUGAUGCUGCUGAAAGAAAUGUGGAAGAGAUUGAAGGAAAUGUGAAGAAAUGGCAGAAUAAUGUGGAGAAGACCGUUGUUCAAGCAGAGAGGUUGAUUCAAGAUAAAUCAAACAACCCCCGAUGUUUGAAGGGAUUGUGCCCCAACUUGAAAACCUGCUACAAACAUAGCAAGAAGGCAUUCAAAUUAAAGCGGGAUGAUAUUGGUCCACUCCUACAGCAAGAAGAGAGGUUCGAAGGAGUUUCCUAUCCAAGUAUUCAACAAUCCAACUACGAGAAGAACUUUGACAAGCUCCGAGAUGAUGUUUUGAAGAUGAAGAAUGCAAGACUCAAAGUGCAGCAUAAGGUUGAGGAGGCUAAAAUCAACGGGGAAGAGACUGAAGAGGAUGUGAAGAAGUGGCUCGAGGAUGUUGAUUCUAUCAUCGUUAAAGCAGAGGAGAUGAUUGAAAACCAAAGUUCAAUUGGCACUGACCGCAAGACCCGCUACCAAAAUAGCAAGGCAGCAUCCGAAUUAAUGGUGGAAGAUAUUGGUCCACUCCUGCAGCAAGAAGAAAGAUUCCAUAAAGUUUCCUAUUCAAGUAUUCAACAAUCCGACUAUGAGAAGAACUUUGACAAGCUCGGAUAUGAUGUUUUUAAGCUGAUGAAUGCGAGACGCAAAGUGCAGCGUAAGGUUGAGGAGGCUAAAAACAACGUGGAAGAGAUUGAAGAGGAUGUGAAGAAGUGGCUAGAGGAUGUUGACUCUAUCAUCGUUAAAGCAGAGGAGUUGAUUGAAAACCAGAGUUCCGUUAGCACUGACUGGGAGAGCCGCUACCGAAAUAGCAAGGCAGCAUCCAAAUUAAUGGUGGAUAAUAUUGGUCCGCUCUUGCAGCAAGGGGAAAGAUUCGAUAAAGUUUCCCAUCCUACUAUUCACAAGGAGAUAUGGCUUAGAUAUAAUGAAGAUUAUUUGGCAUUCAAAUCAAGAAACUCCACUGUGAAAAAUGUAUUGGAUGCUUUAAAUGAUGAGGAAAUCCUCAUGAUGGGUGUUUAUGGGAUGGGUGGUCUUGGCAAGACCACUCUUGUGCAGGAAAUUGGUAGGAAAGCCGAGAAGGAUAAACUCUUUGAUGAAAUUGUUUUUGUUGAGGUAACAGAAACUCUGGAUGUAAAAAGGAUUCAAACAGAAAUUGCAGAUAAAUUAGGAGUAAAAUUCAAUAACGAGAGUGAAAGAACAAGUAAGUUAUAUGAGAGAUUGAGGAACGACAAGAAGAUCCUUUUAAUUUUAGACAAUGUUUGGGAAGAUCUUGAUUUGAGGACUGUCGGAAUUCCUUUGGGAGUCAAUCAUGAUGGAUGUAAGCUACUGCUAACAACAAGAAACCUAGAUGUGUUGGACAAGAUGGGUUCGAAAAGUAAUUUUGGGAUGAAUGUAUUAAAUGAGGAAGAAGCUUGGAACCUAUUCCAGAAGAUGGCAGGUAAUGUUAUUCAAACACGUGAAUUGAAUUCCUUACCAAAUGAUGUUUGCAAGGAAUGUGGAGGUUUGCCCAUUGUCAUUGCUACUGUUGCAAGAGCAUUAAGGAACAAGAGAAAUCAAUUUGAAUGGGAAGAUGCCUUGCGAGAAUUAAGAGCACCUUCACCGACAAAGUUCAUAGGAUAUUUGGAAAAGGAAUACCAGAAGAUUGCCUUGAGUUACAAAUAUUUGAGAGAUGAACUCAAGAAAACCUUUCCAAUUUCCAGUCUAAUGAAAAAUAGUACUUCUAUUUCAGAUUUGUUCAAACAUAUUGUGAGUUUGGAUAUACUUAAAGGAGAUAACCUCACAAUGGAACAAGCACGAAAGCGACUAGAUAAAGUGGUCAGGGAACUCAAAUACUCUUGUUUGUUACUUCAUGGUUUUACAGAUAGACAAUUUUCUAUGCAUGAUGUUAUUCGUGCAUUUGCUAUAACAAUUGCAUUUACAGACCACCAUGUAUUUACAGAGAGAAAUGACAUUGAAAGGGUAUGGAAGGAUAAAAAUAAACUUAGGAAAUGCACAGGAAUCUCCUUACCUGGUAGUAGUAUUAGUCAGUUUUGGCGCAAAGAUUGGGAUUGUCCAGAUCUUGAAUUCUUCUAUAGUACAUGGGGCUAUACUUUCGAAAUCCCAGAAGAGUUCUUCACAGUGAUGCCGAAGCUCAAAGUUUUAAAUUUAUUUAAUAUGCAGCAAUCGUCAUUGCCAUCAUCACUCGAUCUUCUUACAAACCUUCAAACACUCUGUUUAGAUGGAAGCCAUAUUGAAAGUGUUGCUAUUAUUGGAAAGCUAGAGAAUCUAAAAGUCCUUAGCUUGCAACAGUUAGCUAUUGAGGAAUUGCCUAUAGAAAUAGGUCAGUUGACUCAACUAAAGUUGUUUAAGUUAAGCCAUUGUCAGAGUUUGAAAAUUAUUGCGCCAAAUGUGAUAUCAAAAUUAUUGCAAUUGGAAGAAUUCUAUGUAAGGGGAUGCCCUAGUCAGUGGAAGGUUGAAGUACUUGAGGAAUUGAAGCUCUUGUCUCAACUGGCCUGUUUAGAUAUAAAUAUUGUCGAUAGCAAGAUGUUGCCUAAAGAUUUCUUUUCCAAAGAGCUUAAAAGUUAA
Pistacia vera is the source of this 2775-nucleotide messenger RNA. Its product is annotated as probable disease resistance protein At4g27220. The record is from RefSeq and is a predicted model, not a curated record. The transcript is spliced from 4 exons. Bases 1 to 2775 code for a protein of 924 amino acids. Gene Ontology annotation, molecular function: ADP binding. NCBI's taxonomy places the organism in Eukaryota, Viridiplantae, Streptophyta, Magnoliopsida, Sapindales, Anacardiaceae.